Salvia miltiorrhiza (redroot sage) is the source of this 2110-nucleotide messenger RNA. RefSeq names its product putative clathrin assembly protein At4g25940. NCBI's taxonomy places the organism in Eukaryota, Viridiplantae, Streptophyta, Magnoliopsida, Lamiales, Lamiaceae. Gene Ontology annotation, biological process: clathrin coat assembly; clathrin-dependent endocytosis; vesicle budding from membrane. Bases 300 to 2000 code for a protein of 566 amino acids. The transcript is spliced from 14 exons. Gene Ontology annotation, cellular component: clathrin-coated pit; clathrin-coated vesicle. Gene Ontology annotation, molecular function: 1-phosphatidylinositol binding; phosphatidylinositol-4,5-bisphosphate binding; clathrin heavy chain binding. The record is from RefSeq and is a predicted model, not a curated record.
AUAACACAUUGAAAUUCACCCAUAUUUCACAUUUGUGUUUCCCUCAAGAAAAAGAUAAAGAGAAACAGAGAGAAAAGAGGAAGACAUAAUAAGUGAUGUUUAAAUUUGUGUUAUGUUAAAAUGGAAUUGGAAAGCUAAGGCGGUUGGAGAGACACAAGAGAGGGACCCACCCCGAUCUUCUCUCUCUUGCAUCUCUCCCUCUCUCUCUCUCAUCUCUCUCUCUUGUUUUUCUCCCAUUGAUGUUCAUCAUCACACAUCAAUCAAUGCUGCAUGCCAUCAUUAUUAAUAUAUAGAUAUAAAUGGACAGCUUCCGAAAGGCCUACGGCGCUCUCAAGGAUUCCACCAAGGUUGGCCUAGCUAAGGUCAACAGCGACUUCAAGGAUUUGGACAUCGCCAUUGUCAAGGCCACCAACCACGUUGAAUGCCCUCCCAAGGAACGACAUGUUAGAAAUAUAUUUGCAGCAGUAUCAUUAGCAUCUCCACGAGCUGAUGUUGGCUAUUGCAUCCAUGCACUUACCAAAAGAUUGUCAAAGACAAGAAGCUGGAUUGUUGCCAUAAAGAGUUUGAUAGUUUUUCAUAGGAUAUUGAGAGAAGGCGACAGCAGCUUCAGAGAGGAGUUAAUGCACAUCUCAAGAAGAGGCCAUAUAUUUCAAAUCUCCCAUUUCAAAGAUGAUUCAAGUGCUCUUGCUUGGGAUUGCUCGUCUUGGAUCCGGUCAUACGCGAUGUUUUUGGAGGAAAGACUCGAAUGCUUUAGGAACUUGAAGUUGGAUUUAGACUCCUCAGAAAGAGGGGGCACAAACAGAUCAUCUUCCACAGAAACUAAGGAAAAGAGUAAGGAUCGGGUGUCGGAUGUUGAACAGCUGCUGGAGCAGCUGCCUGUGCUGCAGCAGCUUCUAUACCGGCUAGUUUGUUGCCAGCCUGAAGGAGCAGCGCGUUACAACUUUCUAGUUCAAUAUGCAUUGGCCUUGGUUGUCAAAGAGAGCUUCAGAGUGUAUUGCACGAUCAAUGAUGGAAUCAUCGUGCUCGUGGACAAGUAUUUUGAUAUGCCGCAGCAAUUGGCAGUUGCAGCUCUUAGUAUUUACAAGAAAGCAGGGCGACAGGCAGAUCAUCUAGCUGAUUUCUACGACUUCUGCAAAACUUUGGAUCUUGCUCGGACCUUUCAGUUUCCCAUUCUGAGACAGCCUCCUUCCUCAUUUCUUGUAACUAUGGAGGAGUACGUGAAGGAAGCGCCUGAGAAAGUUUCCCCUUCUCAUCGAAUGGAGCAGCAACGGAGAAAAGAUGAAGCACAAAAAUCUGAAGAAAAUGGAAAACAAGUAGGAAACAAAGCUAUGGUUGCUGCUCAACAGAAACCAGCAGUUGUUGUUUCUGAGGCUGAUCUUCUUGGUCUCAACGAGCCAAGCCCGAGAGCCACACAGUCGGAGGAAAGCAACUCAUUAGCCCUUGCGAUUUGCCAAACAGGCAACGAACAAGCAGAGACGAAUCAUGCAAACACCUCCGGCUCCGGGUGGGAGCUGGCGCUUGUAACGACACCAAGCACCACCAACUCGCCCCAAACUAAACAUGAUCAGGCCGGGGGGUUCGACAAGAUGCUGCUCGACAGAUUGUACGAGGACGACAUCUCCAGGAGGCAGCUGCAGCUGCAGAGGGCCGGAUACGGUCCAGACAGAUAUGGCUAUGGCUGUGGCUAUGGGGCGAGCCCGUUUGAGCAGCCCUUUUCCAUCGCGUCUUCUCCAGCAGAUGCGCGGAUGAUGAUGAUGUCGCCGCAGCAGCGGUAUCAGAUGAUGAUGAUGCAGCAGCAACAGCAGCAGCAACAACAACAACAUAACAUGAUGAUGAUGAUGAUGAUGGCGUCGCAUAAUCAAAAUCAUCCAUAUGCAUCUCCAUAUCAUCAACAGCAGCAGCAACAACAGCAACAAAUUGUGUCUAUGAAUCCAUUUGGUGACCCCUUUAGCUAUCCACAGAGCUCAAUGCCACCACAUCCAAAUCGUACAUUGUUUUAGGCAUUAUAGUUUUGACUGUAACAUCAUAAGCUGCUGCACUUGAACAUCCAUCUUGUAAUUAACACUCAUCAGAUAUCAAUUCAUUUUGAGAAAUUAAUAAUUUGAUCGAA